Messenger RNA from Rhincodon typus (whale shark), 1456 nucleotides. RefSeq names its product histone-lysine N-methyltransferase, H3 lysine-79 specific-like. The record is from RefSeq and is a predicted model, not a curated record. The transcript has 14 exons. Gene Ontology annotation, molecular function: histone H3K79 methyltransferase activity. Gene Ontology annotation, biological process: DNA damage checkpoint signaling; DNA repair; regulation of transcription regulatory region DNA binding. Bases 35 to 1432 code for a protein of 465 amino acids. Gene Ontology annotation, cellular component: nucleus. NCBI's taxonomy places the organism in Eukaryota, Metazoa, Chordata, Chondrichthyes, Orectolobiformes, Rhincodontidae.
CGUCAAGACAUAGCAUGAUAGUACCAGGAAGAAAAUGGGUGAGAAGCACGAACUGCGUCUUAAAAGCCCAGUGGGUGCGGAGCCCGCUGUGUAUCCCUGGCCGUUACCAGUCUAUGACAAACACCAUGAUGCUGCUCAUGAAAUUAUUGAAACCAUCCGAUGGGUGUGUGAGGAGGUCCCUGAUCUUAAACUUGCUAUGGAAAACUAUGUGCUAGUGGACUAUGAUACCAAAUGCUUCGAGAGUAUGCAGAAGCUAUGUGAGAAGUACAACCGGGCCAUGGAUAGCAUUCAACAAUUGUGGAAAGGGACGACACAGCCCAUGAAACUGAACACCCGGCCUUGCAAUGGCCUGCUGCGACAUAUCUUGCAACAGGUCUACAACCACUCCGUGACCGAUCCAGAGAAACUGAACAAUUAUGAACCCUUUUCCCCUGAGGUUUAUGGAGAAACAUCCUUUGAUUUAGUUGCUCAAAUGAUUGAUGAGAUCAAGAUGACUGAAGAUGACACUUUUGUUGAUUUAGGAAGUGGAGUGGGUCAAGUAGUGUUGCAAGUUGCUGCAGCUACACAAUGCAAGCAUUAUUAUGGUGUAGAAAAGGCAGAGAUACCGGCAAAAUAUGCGGAGACAAUGGAUACAGAGUUCAGAAAAUGGAUGCGAUGGUAUGGGAAAAAAUAUGGAGAGUACACACUGGAAAGAGGUGACUUCUUAUCUGAAGAAUGGAAAGAAAAAAUUGCAAGUACAAGUGUUGUGUUUGUAAAUAAUUUUGCCUUUGGUCCUGAGGUGGAUCACCAGCUGAAGGAGCGAUUUGCAAAUAUGAAGGAAGGUGGCAAAAUUGUCUCUUCCAAACCCUUUGCACCAUUAAAUUUCAGAAUAAACAGCCGGAACUUGAGUGAUAUUGGCACUAUCAUGAGAGUUGUGGAGUUAUCACCACUGCGAGGCUCAGUUUCAUGGACUGGUAAACCAGUCUCCUACUACCUGCAUACAAUUGAUCGGACCAUACUUGAAAACUACUUUUCUAGUCUCAAAAAUCCAAAACUCAGGGAGGAACAAGAGGCAGCUAGACGUAGACAACAAAAGGAAAAUAAAGAAAAUAAAAGUAGUACAGCAACUCCAACCAAGGAUUCUAGUCCUGAAGAAGAUAAAAUUGGGGUAACUGGGAUCAAAAAAGCAUCUUCACCUGCUAAACCACGCAAGACGAAGAUAAUUAGUAAAAGCAAGAGAAUUGCAGUCAGAAAAAGAGGCCGCCCCAAAAAAAUGAGCACUGCAAGGAAUACCAAGACAAACCAAUCUGCACUGGAUCUUUUACAUGCGCAGACUCUGUCGGCAUCCUCACCUCAGGGUAAGAUAAACAUCAGGUGCAAUUUAUUUUACUUAGUAUGGGUAGGCAAAUUAAAUCCCGACCUGCUGAGUUUGUGCUUUUUGUUUUUAUAUUAAUAAAAAACAUUGUGUGUUGUUUUA